Messenger RNA from Loxodonta africana (African savanna elephant), 6956 nucleotides. It is a transcript of the gene CASTOR2, whose product is annotated as cytosolic arginine sensor for mTORC1 subunit 2. The record is from RefSeq and is a predicted model, not a curated record. Bases 14 to 1003 code for a protein of 329 amino acids. Lineage: Eukaryota; Metazoa; Chordata; Mammalia; Proboscidea; Elephantidae. The transcript has 9 exons. Gene Ontology annotation, biological process: negative regulation of TORC1 signaling.
CGGGCGGCGGACGAUGGAACUCCAUAUCCUGGAGCACCGGCUGCAAGUUGCCAGCGUCGCCAAGGAGAGCAUCCCGCUCUUCACCUACGGCCUGAUCAAACUUGCCUUCCUGUCGUCCAAGACCAGGUGCAAGUUCUUCAGUCUAACUGAGACACCAGAGGAUUACACCAUCAUCGUGGAUGAGGAAGGCUUUCUGGAGCUGCCCUCCUCGGAGCAUUUGAGUGUAGCAGAUGCCACCUGGCUGGCCCUGAAUGUGGUGUCUGGUGGCGGCAGCUUCUCCAGCUCCCAGCCCAUUGGUGUGACCAAGAUCGCCAAGUCGGUCAUCGCCCCGCUGGCCGACCAGAACAUUUCCGUGUUCAUGCUGUCCACCUACCAGACGGACUUCAUCCUGGUGCGUGAGCGGGACCUGCCUUUCGUCACCCACACCUUGUCAUCGGAGUUCACUAUCCUGCGGGUUGUCAAUGGGGAGACUGUGGCCGCUGACAACCUCGGCGUCACCAAUGGCUUUGUGAAGCCCAAGAUGGUCCAGAGGCCAGUCAUCCACCCACUGUCCAGCCCAAGCAACAGGUUCUGUGUCACCAGCCUGGACCCUGAUACGCUGCCCGCUGUUACCACACUCCUCAUGGAUGUCAUGUUCUACUCCAACGGAGUGAAGGACUCCAUGGCUGCCGGUGAUGACUGUGGCCACAUACGCUUCUUCUCCUUCUCCCUCAUCGAGGGCUACAUCUCCCUGGUGAUGGACGUGCAGACCCAGCAGAGGUUUCCUAGUAAUUUGUUGUUCACAAGCGCGUCUGGAGAGCUGUGGAAGAUGGUGCGGAUCGGAGGCCAGCCCUUGGGAUUUGAUGAGUGUGGGAUUGUGGCCCAGAUCUCCGAGCCCUUGGCUGCUGCAGACAUCCCAGCCUAUUACAUCAGUACUUUCAAGUUCGACCACGCACUGGUACCAGAAGAAAACAUCAAUGGUGUCAUCAGCGCCCUGAAAGUCAGUCAAGCUGAGAAGCAUUAGGAUGGCCCCAUCUGCUCCCCAGUCCGGGCUCCAGCCCCCACCACCCCGAAGAUUGUUCUUGCAGUAUUUCUCAACAGACUGGAAGAUCGGCCCCAGAGACCCCAGAGAAGGGGCUUCUGGGAUACUCGCCUGAUUGCUGACUCCUCCAGGCCUGGGGCCCACGCCAAGGCCUCCUCCCCAUGACUCCCGCCCCACGCCUUCCCUGAGCCCCCAGACCCUCCUGAGAACUGCCUGUCUCCUUCCCAAACCCCACCCCCGAAAAUGGCUUCUGAGGCCCAGGCAGCUUGUGAGCGGUCAUCCUCUCAUCAUCCACACCAGCGGGCAGGUGCCAAAGGGAGCUGACUCCUCCUGCGAGACUCUGGGUCCUGUCUCUCGUGCUGUCCUGGGGGCUGGUGGAGGGGGGCUGCAUGCGUGGAGCCUGGGGAGGCCCCCGCUGCAGGGGGCUGCACGCAAAGCUCGCUGGUCUCAUCCAUCAGCUCAGGGCUGGUUCCAGAGUAGAGGCCAGUGGGCCACCCUCGGGUCAUAGUGGCUGCGGAGGUGGGACAGGAGCAUGGGUGGGCACCCAGCACCUCGCCGCCAACCACAGGCCUGCACCUAACUCCCAGCAGGACUGCCAAGAGGGACCCUGUCCAGCCACCCUCCCCAUGGGUGGGGUCCCAGGAGGCCCAGCAGCUGGGCCACAUGCUCCUGUCCUGUCUGCUUUCCCUCAGCCCUCCAGCAGACUGCACCUCAGUUUCCCCAUGUGGGGGCAUCCCCAGCAUUCGGGGCCCAGGGUCUCUUAGGUAACCCCCACCUCCCAGCAGUUGACUAGACCAGCAUAGGACCCCCUGUCCUUCCCCCUCCCCUGCCCACCCCUCCAUCCGGGGACCGUGGCAUUCAUGAGUACUUGACCUGGGAGGCAGCUUAACUGAGCCUUAAAGAGAAAACCGUAGCUUGUUUUAGUUUUUUAUUUAAUGCAUUUUCACCCAGGCUGCUGUUGGCAGGGUUUCAGUUUUCAGGGGUGGGGCCUGUUUUGAGUUCUCCCAGGGGACCCAGAGUAGAGGCUUCAGGUACAAACGUGAGAACCGGGCCUCGCCCUCUCUUCUCUGUGGGAGGCUGCUCCAAGAGAGCUGUGCCCUGUGGCACCCACGCGAGGCCUCCCAGCCCGCCACAGCAGCACGGGUCCAGGAAGCCACGGUUCUGCCUAUGCGUGGGGUGGGGGGUGCCAGGGGACCCAGGGUGACAGUGGAGGCCAGCAGAGCAGCAGCUGCCGGCUGACUGGGGAAACGGGCAGCCCCCAACCCCUUAAUGUCUGGGGGUGCUUCCUGCAUGAGCAGGACCAGAAGAGCCUGCUGGGUUGCCCCAGGACGCUCCCUGGUGCUUUGUAGGGCUGUAGCUGGUCGUGCUGUCUCUGAGAAGGCCAGAGAAGAAGGGCCGUUGCCAUGCUUUCUCUGAGCUGCGUGGGACCCUCCAAGCCUUGGAAGCCUGCCUGUUGGGGAGCUGUGUGUCAGACCAUUUUCAGAUGCCUGGGGCCUACAGCACAGAUCAGGAGCUCCCCCUUUCUAAGUUAAUUCAUUUUGCACAAAACAACCAAAACUUAUAAAUUGUUUGCUGGUUCCCAAAGGGAGGCGGCCAGAGGGGGCGAGGCAGCGGCUGGAGCCCCGUGUCCCCUUCUCUCUGUAUCAGGCCUUGGUUCUCCGCGGCACCUCUCGAAGCUUGCGCGUGUCCCCAGACCCCAGGACGUAUCUGUUGUACACACAUAUAAAUACCUGUUAUGUUGAUAUAGAUGUAUACUGUAAAUAGCAUAUAUACUUGAGCAAUAUAUAUGUUAAUAUAUACCAUGUGCGCGCUGUGUGGACACGCCCCGCCGGGUGUGCACGUGUGUGUGUGGCCGCCAGGGCCUCUGCCCACCCCGUGGUGGCCGGGCACGCACGUUUUGAGCCACCAUGUAUUUUUAAUUCAAGUAUAUAGGCAAUACGAUGAUUAGGGAAGCCAGUCGGACCCCGCACACCUGGUUUUCAAGGAAACAAGCCCAGGAGCCUGACCCGGGACUGUGCCGAGGGCCUGGUGUGGUCUGCGCCCUGAUUGCCUGCCCCGCUGCCCCCCAGGCGCCCUUGAAAGCUGGCCCCUGCCCUUCCCAACACCUGUUCCCACAGCCAAGGCACCCAAACCCUCGUUUUAUUUGUGGGGGGGACCAUGUUACAGAGGGAGGAGGGGUUGGAAUUUCUUUCUUUUUGACAAAAUAGCCAACCUUCUGGAACAGUCUCCUGUCUGAAGAACGAGGCCGGCUGGGUGGGUCCAAGUCCCUGCUUGGGACCCUUGGGUCCCCCCCGGCAGGGGGCUGGUUUUAUGUUGACAGCUUACCUGAUUAUUUUACCUGCAAGCUUAGAAAUCUCAGGUUCUUUUCCCAGGCGGCCUCCGGAGCUCUGUCAAAAGAAAAGGAUGUGUGACUUGAUGUUUGCGUCGGGAGCUGCUUGGCUUGAGGACGUGGCCCUCCGGCCCUGGCGGCCACGUGGGUGUUUCCAGCUGACUCAGUGGGAACCACAGUGGGCCCUUCAUGUCCCCGACCCCUUUCCUUCUGCCUGUGUGAAGAAGCUGGUUUAUUUCUGUGUUCUCUGCGUGCCUGUGAGUAGGAUAGACAACAGCAUGGUCUCCACAGCUCUCCUGGGGAAGCGUGUGGUCCCCUUGUCCCUUCUUCCAUACCCCUCGCUGGCUCCUUGCUUGCUGGAUAAGUGUCCCCAGACUCCACUCCUCAAGGGAAGUUUGUUUCUCGGUGUGCCGAAGGUUGUCCACCAGCAGUUGCUCAGGGUCGCUCCUCCCUGCCCUGGGGAGUGGGCCAGGCUGGGGCUGGGCUUGUUGGCUCUGGCUGAGGGGGCAGGCGAAGUGGGAAGGAAAACGGUGUUCCUCUCAGCGUAGACCUCCAGGAACCCAGCCAGGCUCCUGGGUGGGCGAGACUGCAGAGAGGAGGGGAGGAGGUGGGCCCUAGGCUGGACCCCGGUGCACAAGCGUGUGUGUGCGCCUUUGUCUCCAUGUCAAUCUCGGGUGAGAAAGGCUCAGUGUAAGCACAUCCCACACCUCGCCCCUCACCUGCCCAAUCUAGAGAGGUGAGAACUUCAGAGUGGGGUGUCAGAGAGGGAGCAGUGACACCCCCCUCCCAUUUAUAAAGAUUUGGCCCAACCCUCAGCAUGGGGCUCCCUUUUUCCCCAGAAGCCCCGGUCUCCCUCAGCCCCCCAGUCCUGACCAGCAAAGGCAUGGGUGCUGUCAGCUCUGCCUGCUUUCUCCUCGGGGGUCUCCAAAGCCCCCAGGGGCGUGCAGACCUGGCCCCGGCAGCCUCCCCUCAACCAAGGUCCAAGUGAGUUGAGAGCCUCCCGAACCACUGGCAUUCUUUUCUCACUGCACUCCAGGAAACAGCAGGCUCCUGGUGGGCAGUGGGAGCUGGGUGCCCAGGGCUGCUGACGUGGCUUCAGGCAGCAUGGCCUCUGCCAUCAGGCAGCAUGGUCACAGUGACCUGUUAGGUUCCCAGCAGGAGGAUGGUUGCUGUGAUGAGGCUUAUGCCCUCUGAGGGGACAGACAGUACUCUGGAGGUCAGGAGACAAGCAGACAGGGAGGGCCAGGCCCCUGCCCCAAGCCACAGGCACCAUUUGCCUGAUAAUCUUAACAGAUGACUGUGUGCCCCUUGCCACCAGCCGCUCUUGGCUGUUUCCCAGGCUUUGGGAGUCCUUGGACCACCUUUUUGAGCUUCCAGAUCUGGAUAUGGAUGGAGUCCUCUAUGGCUUUUUGCAGCCCCAAGCUGGGAGGGGCCCCUGGGCCACCCCUGGUGACAGCAGAGCACCCUAGCCCUGGGACAGGGACUUUCAGUACCACUUCCUGAGUGAAGCACAGGCUGGGGGGUGGGAGGGAAACUCCCCAGUACCUCUGCCCACUGUGAGCAGGGCUGACAGCUGCCGGUCCUUGGCGACCCAGCCACUGAAAAAUGGGGUGGAGGGCUGGCUUGGUGAGCAUGAGGGAGUCUCAGCAGUGAGAAGGCACGAGCCAUGGCCUUUUCAGGUGUCCUGGAUACUGUGCUGACCGACCGUGAGGCAUUAGGCCUGGAGAAGGCAGUCCUUUCCGCUUUAGAGAAGACUGCCUGGGAGGGAAGCCAACCAAGAUGGCUGACGGGAAGGAGAGCGCUGGCUUGAGGGGAGAGGCCAGGGGGUGUCAUUGAGGGUAACUGAGCCCCAGUGUCGCUAGCCAGGAGGAGCUCUGAUGGCGCAGUGGUAAGACAUUUGACUGCUAACUGAAAGGUCGGCGGUUUGAAACCACCUGCGGUUCUGUGGGAGAAAGAUGUCGCACUCUGCUUCCGUAAAGAUUACAGCCUUGGAAACCCUGUGGGGUCACUAUGAGUUGGAAUGGAGUCGGCAGUGGACUUUGGUUCGGGUAGCUAGCCAGAUACCUUUUCCUACAUCCAGAAGCCCACCCCAGCUUUUUUCUUCCUUUCAUUUUCAAAAUAGGGCAGCAAACAGACAAGCUUGCCUAAUGGUCUCUCGUGCCCUUUCCACAGCAUGUGGGGGGAAGCCAUGGGGGGCUGUGGCCUUCAGCAUUGAUGUCCACCCUCCCGUGAAGGCUCUUCUCCUUGGGAAGGUAAAGGUUGGAGCUGUUGGCUGAGGCAGGCAUGCUCUUGGGGCUGGUGACCACAGGAGGUGCCCUGGGUGGGGCAGAAGAAGCCUGAGGCCUGGGCUGUGGUGACCUGGGGCAGCCUGAUGGCAAGGGAGUUUGUGGUGUGGCUCUUGGUAUGAGGGGAGGGGAGGCUGGGUGAGGUGGAACACUGUUUUGUGCGUGCCUGUACGUGUGUUUACACACGUGUAAGCAUGAAUGUGUUAUACAUGUUGUGUGUGUGUGGCACAUGUGUGCAAAUCCCAGGUCCGAGCUCUAGCAUUGGUUCAUUGAGUCCUCGACAGUCUUGCCCCCGGGCCACAUGUACAGGGGUGAUUCAGUGGGUGGGUGGCCCUGGCCCCAGUGGAGAGUGGGGCCCCCAGGGAAGUUUCUCUGGUUAGGAGGGCCCCUCCCCACUUGACUCCUUAAAACUCCUCUCUGGAGGGGGAAGAGGGGCCCCACAGGGAAUCUGCACCCCACCCCACUCCCCAGGCCUGGCAGCCCCUGGACAUGGCAGUCCACACGGCCCUCCUGAAUGGGGAGAUCUGCCCAUGAGGACUCUUCAGAGCCUCUGGUCCUGGAGUCAGCCUGGGAGAGCACCUAGCAAAGGUGGAAACCCAAGGAGAGAUAAAAAAACAGGCCCAAUGCAGUUUCCUUUCCACUGCCUCAGUUUACCUGUUUGAAAGUGGCCCAGAAGAGUUGAGCAGGGUUGUUUCCAAAACAGUGGGGGCUAACUACACGGACUCCCCAAUCCCCUUGCUCUAUGCCAAAAUCAUUUCCGUUAUCCUGAAUGGGGGUGGGUGCGUGGGACGCGCAGGGCGCUGAGGGGCCUCUGCCCUGCCCAGGGCCUCACCUGACGCGCCCUGUGUCACCAGCAGCGCUUACAUCUGCCCCGAGGUCUGGGUGAAGGGGCAAGUGGGCAGCCUCCAGCCCUCCCCCAGGGGCCCUCACGCUUACUCUCUUUGUUGAAGAAACACAAAACCUUCGAGGUUCAUGUACUGUAUGAUGGAGAGAAAAAAGUACCUAAUGUCCCCCAAAACAGUAUAUUUUGUACUUUGUAAAGUGUUAAUUAAAACGAAGGAAAAAAAAAUGAAGGUGGCUGACGGCCGUCUGGUUUCGUGCUGACCCGACAUCUCACUCGUCCCUUUCUCUGUGUGGCGGUCAGGGGACCACAGGCCAGGGGCUGGGCGGGCGUCCAAAUGAUGUUUCAGUCCAACAUCCAGGAUCAGAGGGGAAUCAGCCCCCUGAGAGACAGCACUAGGUGUUUGUUACCUAAUGCUGCCUAAGAAGCCGCCCCAAAACUUCGUGGCCUAACACAGUAAUGACGUAUGCACGUGUCAUG